AUGCCUCUUGGAUUGUCUUUUGUUAAUUUCAUCAAUGCUGCAAUUUGGACUGCCUACUCUUUGAUCUACCAAAUUGAUAUUUACGUCCUUGUAUGCAAUGAUCUUGGAACAUUGGCGUGUGCUUCUCAAAUAAUAGUCAAUGUUUAUUAUCUACUCUACACUCCAACUGUGAAUGCCAUUGAACCUGUGAACGUCGACAUUGAUGUGUGA
Molecule: messenger RNA, 210 nt
Organism: Arabis nemorensis
Lineage: Eukaryota; Viridiplantae; Streptophyta; Magnoliopsida; Brassicales; Brassicaceae
Source: the annotation of a GenBank genome assembly